GCUGCAGUCUGAUCUCUGCCUCGGCUGCUGCUUAGGAGCUGGGAGCUCUCGUCGCACCGGCUUGAAAGCCAGGAGCCCCUCGCUUCCCUCCCACGGCUGCGCUCCCGCUGCUUGAGAGCCUCCCGGGGCAGCGGUCAGCCCUGCUGGCAGCCCCGUGCCUUCGUGGUCUUACACUGAGGGUCUGUGUAGGAGAUGCUGUGUCUCUUCUAGACCUGAAAACAACGAAGUCUCAAGUGUUUAAUGGGAGCUGUGUUCCAGCUGUGCUCUGAGUAUCAGUGCAGGACACAAAGGAAAGAAACAAAUCGCUGGUAAUGGGCACAGAGGCUGCAGAGAAGGCAAUGAAGGCAGCAGGUGCCGUGAAGGCGUUAGAUCUGCGCUGGUUGAAACCUAAUAGCAUUGAGACAGAAAGAAUCCUAUCUGUCUUGGAUGAGACGAUUGCCAAGCUGGAGCUGAGCUCCUUGAUCCCACGUAUUAUCGGCUCUCUGGACAGGUUUGCUGAUCUGCUGGGACCUGAGAUCACAACCAACCUGAUGGAGUACCAGAAGCUUUCAAAGCAAAUGGAGCAGCUGCUUGCCGCUGCUGAAGAAGAGGACACCACCAAUCUCCACUUGCUGGGACAACAUCUGAAAUGUUGUGUUAGAAAUAUCCUGAGACUCUUGUUGGCCAUCCCUUCACUUUGUAAGGCUCUGAAACACGAAGUUUGGGCACGAGAGCCGGGAACUGAAGCAUUUCUCAAAGCCUUCGGGGAGUUCAGGAAUUUUAUGCUUGAGCGACUCCUGACGAGUCCUACAGAAGAGGAAGAAACGGUUCGGCUCAUGGAAGACAUCUCCCUCCGCAUCAACAGAAACACUGAAACAAUCACAGCUCUGCAGGCAGAACUGGCAGCAGCAAUCAGGACCCGCGAUGAGGAGAUUCAGAACAAAGACAAUAUGAUCAAAGAUCUCAAAAACAGCAUGGAAGUUCUAGAAGAAUGCUGCAAGAACAACAUCCUGCAGGUCAAGUGGGAAGGCGAAAAACAGCAAAAAGAAGAGCUGCAAGCUUCCCAGGCCAGGUGUGCCAGGCUACAGCAGGACAUUCAGCAGCUAGAAACACAGCUCAAUAAGCAGGUGCUGGAGCAUCGAGCAUCAGAGUCGGCUCUCAGAAAGAGAAAAUGCAGAGUGGAGACGGAAAUUCUGAACUGGAUCCAGGCAUAUGACACAGACAUGGCAGAAAAGCAGGCUGAGUUUGAGGAGGUUCAUGCUGCCUACAACAAGGAGAAGGCCGAGCUGUCCCUGCUGAUGGAGAAACAUGCCGUGCUUCUCCAGGAGUAUUCCCAGAUUGAGGAGGAGCGCAGGGUAAAUGAGGAGAAGAAGAAGCAGGCUUUGGAGAAAUUGGCUGUCAUGACCCUCGCUGCCACCCGCAUCCAGGCCUUCUGGAGAGGCUACUUGAUCCGGUCUACCUUCAAGCCGAAAAAAAAGAAGAAGGGCAAGGGCAAAGGCAAGGGCAAAGGCAAGAAGGAAAAGAAAUAAUCACAACAUCUAUUUCCUCUCCUGUCAAAGUAGCUGACUUCUUUGAGACAGAGCACUUCCAGAUAAAAGCAUUAGGGUUGAAAUAGCAUUUGCAGUAAGGCCCAAACGGUCCAGGGCUGGAGCUGCCUCAUGUACUUUGAGUAUAACAAAGUUUUGGCAUGGAGACACGUCGCACUGUUUCAGGUUUAGCUUUGCUAGCUCUGAAAGAUGGAGGAGGUCUUGUGGUGAAGGGACUGGGCUAGGUGUACCAAACAGUGGCUUCUCUCCAAUUCUGUUGUUACUGAAGGUGGGAAUAAAAUCAUUCCUGGGAGUGGGAUGAA
Tympanuchus pallidicinctus (lesser prairie-chicken) is the source of this 1828-nucleotide messenger RNA. It is a transcript of the gene DRC10, whose product is annotated as IQ motif containing D. The record is from RefSeq and is a predicted model, not a curated record. Gene Ontology annotation, molecular function: protein binding. NCBI's taxonomy places the organism in Eukaryota, Metazoa, Chordata, Aves, Galliformes, Phasianidae. The coding region runs from base 312 to 1508 and encodes 398 amino acids. The transcript has 4 exons.